AUGACUACAGUUUCUGAGCAGGAGGGACCUGAAAAAUGUGAUUAUGAACAGCAUGAGUCUGAACAUGCUGACUCUGAUAAAGAGGAUCAAAAAGGUUCUAAAGAAUCUGAGUUCAAGGAAACAGCUUCUAGAGCAGAGGACAUCUACAUUGCUGGACUUCAAAAAACUGAUAGAGGGAAUGUGAAGAGGCCAAUUCAGGAGGAAAAGAAGAUUAUCAUGAAAGGGCUGAACAGGUACCCUAAAGUGGAGAAGAAGUUCAAAGAAAGAUUGCCUAAAAAAAAGAAGAAAAAGAGGGAAAAGAAGGGCAAAGAUAAUAGAGAAGAGCCAGACAGUGAGGAAGAAAGGAGAGUGAAAAAGAAGGCCAAGAAGAAGACCGAAAAAGAGGAGUUGAAGAAGGCAAGAUUGGAGUCCCUGGCUAAUACAGAGAAAUAG
This is a messenger RNA of Capsicum annuum, 432 nucleotides long. Its product is annotated as glutamic acid-rich protein-like. The record is from RefSeq and is a predicted model, not a curated record. The coding region runs from base 1 to 432 and encodes 143 amino acids. NCBI's taxonomy places the organism in Eukaryota, Viridiplantae, Streptophyta, Magnoliopsida, Solanales, Solanaceae. The transcript is spliced from 3 exons.